GAGGCGGAGGCCGGCGGCGUCCUGGGAGGGUAGCGGAGGCCGGUCUGCCCCGCCCCCGCGCUCCGUGCCCGGCGUCCCUUCCGCGCGCCCACGGGCAGCUUCCCUUUCCAGGAGCGCAGGCAGCAGCCGCCGGUGUCUGGUUCUUUUCCGUGGCUUUUGCAGCUCUUCUGCAGCAAGCAUGGCAGCUGGGAGACGCGGCGCCGGCCUGCGGCUCUGCGCCACAGUUUUUUUACUUGAUAUGGCUUUCUGUAAAGGAUUUGUAGAAGAUUUAGAUGAAUCGUUUAAAGACAAUCGGAAAGAUGACAUUUGGCUUGUAGAUUUUUAUGCACCAUGGUGUGGCCAUUGUAAAAAACUGGAACCGAUUUGGAAUGAAGUUGGUCUUGAGAUGAAAAGUAUUGGUUCUCCAGUUAAAGUUGGAAAGAUGGACGCUACCUCCUAUUCCAGCAUUGCUUCAGAGUUUGGAGUUCGAGGUUAUCCAACAAUUAAGCUAUUAAAGGGGGACUUGGCAUAUAAUUACAGAGGACCACGAACUAAAGAUGAUAUUAUUGAGUUUGCUCACAGAGUGUCUGGGGCUCUAAUUCGGCCACUUCCAAGUCAGCAAAUGUUUGAACAUAUGCAAAAGAGACAUCGUGUAUUUUUUGUUUACAUAGGUGGAGAGUCGCCUUUGAAGGAGAAAUACAUAGAUGCUGCUUCAGAAUUAAUUGUAUAUACAUACUUCUUUUCUGCCUCAGAAGAAGUGGUUCCUGAGUAUGUGACACUGAAGGAGAUGCCUGCUGUGCUUGUUUUCAAAGAUGAAACUUACUUUGUUUAUGAUGAGUAUGAGGAUGGUGAUCUGUCAUCUUGGAUCAACAGGGAGAGGUUUCAGAACUACCUUACUAUGGAUGGCUUCCUCUUGUAUGAACUUGGAGACACCGGAAAGCUUGUGGCUAUUGCAGUUAUUGAUGAGAAAAAUACAUCAAUUGAACAUACCAGAUUAAAGUCAAUUAUUCAGGAAGUUGCUAGAGAUUACAGAGACCAGUUCCACAGGGAUAUUCAGUUUGGCCAUAUGGAUGGAAAUGACUAUAUAAAUACCUUGCUGAUGGAUGAACUGAAAGUCCCAACUGUGGUUGUACUGAAUACUUCAAACCAACAAUACUUUUUACUAGAUAGACAGAUCAAGAAUACCGAGGACAUGGUACAGUUCAUUAAUAACAUCUUGGAUGGCACAGUAGAGGCCCAAGGAGGUGAUAGCAUUUUGCAGAGAUUGAAAAGAAUAGCAUUUGAUGCCAAAUCUACUAUUGUGUCUGUCUUCAAGAGCUCUCCACUUAUGGGCUGCUUUCUCUUUGGCCUUCCACUGGGGGUCAUCAGUAUCAUGUGCUAUGGCAUUUACACAGCUGACACAGAUGGGGGUUACAUUGAGGAACGGUACGAAGUAUCCACAAGUGAAGUUGAAAGCCAGGAACCAACAGAAGAGAGCAAAGAACAGGAGCCAAGGAGUGGAGACGUCCUAGUGCCUACAGUGCAAGGACCCAAAGAUGUAUUGGAGAAGAAGAAAGAUUGAGAUUUUGCUAGUGCAGAAUAUUUGAUAGGAUUUCAAAUUAUUAAAGAGUCUAUUUAUUGAAUUUAGACAUUUAAUCAUGAUCUUUAAAAAAGAGAAUAUGUUAUUUGUAUUUUGCUAAUAUCAGCUUGCAUGGAUUAAAGUAGGCCUUCAUAAAUGGGGAAAUGGUUGGAGCAAAGAGAUGAAAUGUGUCCUAAAAAAAAUGAAGACACUCCAUCAGAGUUCACCUUAUGGAUGUUAUAGCAGAUCAAUUCUCUUGCAUGUUUCUCUGAGUAUUCUGUGACACAAUUAAAAUUCUUGGGCAGAAUAUUUAAAUUGGUCAAUCAGGUAGAAGAUACAUGCUUGAUAAAGAAAAACAAUACCUUCACCUCCUACCAUUCAUUCGUUCUCGUAUAUUUUAGGUAAGAUUUACAUGGGCAAAAUUAAGUCUUUAAAAUUUAGGCACUUUAAGGAGAACUAACAACUUUUUCCAUGGAUGAAAUUAAGAUUAUGACUUAGAAACAAUUUGGUUUUAUAUAGCAUAGCAAUUUUAUUUUUAGUUACUACUUUUAAAGGAGAGAAAAUGUUCCUUUUUAACUUUACACUCAGUUACAUUAUUGAAAAUUUCAUAUGGGUCUAUAGAGUGGUAAAAACAGUCUUAUGUUUAAUCUUUGCAAAAUAAAUGGAUUUGAUUGGAACACUCAUUUCAAACCAUGCCCUGAGACAUGCUUAGCAAGUGCCUCAGUGGUCACUGUAGGAAGGGGCGGGUCUCUGUUUUAUAUAUUGGAAUUUCUUCUAAAAAUUUCCUUUGAGAAAAAGCUCCUACUGCUUUUUAAAAAGUAAUAUAUAUCAUAUUUUUUAUGUUUAUGGUAUGGCAACGUUAUGGUAACUUAUGAUAUGGGUGUAUCUGUGUGUAUAAUAUACACACACAUGCACAGUAUAUUUACAUAUACAUAUAAAAUUUAUUGACAUGUCUGUUAUGUAAUUUUAUGGGCAUGUGUAUGUUCAUAAUGAGUAAUGAGUGACAUAAUCAACCUGUCAACAAAAUUUAUGAUAAUCCAGUGAUUAAGAGAUCUGCCAGUUACCUUCUCCAUCCUCUCAGUUCUGACUCCCAUUUCAGCCAGUGACCUCUCAUCUUCUCUCUCUAAUAAUAUAACAUAGGAAUUCUAUCCUGAGUAAUGUAUAAAAAUUGGCAUUGUUUUAAGCAACAUUAUGGUGUGUUUAUUGUAGAUUAUUUUUGAGCCCUUCAUUGUAACUAAGUUUAGGAUUUUUAUUAGAUGACCAUUGUGUGGGUGAUGAUUAGAAUGGUUUUUGUUAAACACUGAAAAAUUCUUAAUCACUUUAAAAAUAUGCAACUCAUGGUCCUGAUAUUGAAGUUGUUUAGGGCUUUGGUCCUCAAAGCAGCUGUUGGUUACUUCUGGUGCCAUGCUGAUCACAGCUAAACUGAAGCUUGUAUCUAAGUACUAGGAAGUUACUAGCAAUUGUUUUAUUGUAUCCAUGUGCUCUUUUAGCAUAUUGUAAUUAAAUGCUAUUAAUUUAACAAGUAGAUUCCUCUCCAAAGAGUAAUGAGGGGUUCUUUUGGAAGAUAAAUAUUAAUGUUCCCAGUGGUCAAGCUUGUUUUGCAGCAGUGAAAAAAAGCUUAGGUGAGUACAAUGCCUCACUCGAGUCUAAUCUAGUAUGGAAGGUAAAACUUAGUCUCCAUCAGGGACAGUAGGAAAUUACAGAAAAUGUCAUGGUUUUCUUCUUCAUGUUUAUCAUUAUCAGAUGUCCUUCAUCUGCACAUUUUUGGCCUUUCUCAGGCAUCACUUAUAAAUGAAAGAACUCAGUAGAGAAAGAUAAAAAAGUAAAAACUCAGUAUGUAUCAACAAACAAAAGUCCAGCCAUCUUUGUAUUCUGAGAUUUGCUUGUUAAUAAAUUAAUGCCUUAGUUCUUUGUUACCUUUUUCACAGCUCUCUACGUUGCCCCAUAUCCUAUUCAUGUUCCAAAGUGUCUAUUAGGAAAACAAAAUGUGUAGAUGGUUUAUAAGUGAAUAAUCUUUCUUUUUGCAUUAGAAUUUUGUUUUUUAUUUAUUUCUACUUUAGGAUAUUAUCAGACUCCUCACAAAACAAAUUUAAAAUUUUUGUUCACUAGUAUGCUUUUCCCUUUGAUAUGGUAUCCGCACUUAACUAGGAAUGCUAUUUUCAUUUCAGGAGAAAGUACUCCCAAAUAACUUAAUUUCUUAAUGAAUCUAGUAGUAGAAUAUAGAUAUCUUAAUUCACUGGUGAAUCAUCUUAUGAUUACAUAUUAAUGAGAAUAUCCUCCAGUAAGUUAGAGUUUUGCCUUUUCUUUCAGUUGCAAUAAAUUCUAUUUCUAAAUCCUAAAAUUCAGAAUUCUAGAUGGCUUACUGUUGAUAAGUCUGAUGCUCAGACAAUAUUUAAUUAUAUUUCGGAGAAAGAAAGUACAUAUUUUUUUCAAGCUAUGCACCCCAUUAUAGCUUGCAAUCCUUUUUGUUUUCUUCAUCAUACACAUUAAUAUUUCUCUAGCUACUUUAUUUGAAACUUGUUUGAAGUGUAUUAGACCUAAAUUUUUAUUUUCUUCCUCACCCCUAGUGCUUCCCCAGUAUCUGACUUAGAAAUAGCAUUAAGAGCCAGAUGUCUAGAGGUUGAAGGAACCUAUGUGAGUAGUUAAACAUCUAUAUUAUUUUUGUUUAGUGGAUUUUUGUUGGUUUCUUGUGUUUUGCUUCAGGGGCUUUUCUGGUUUGGGUUUGCUAAAAAGCAAUUUACGUAUUUUCAUCAUUGCUUCAUGUGAUAUGGAGGUAGGACAGGGAGAACUACUUAGCUAUUCUUAUUAUGCAGACAUUGUUCAAAUAAACCAGUGUGGGAUAUUGAGACUAUCAUUUAAUUGGUGGGAUUAGGUUUGCCAUUUUAUUUUUAUAAAUAUAUAUUUUUUCUGAAUGUGUCUGAGUCCAAGAGUGGGCAAAAAAUAAUUUUCUACUUUGGACUAAAUCUGUAAAGGUUUUUGAAAGUCUGUAUUACUAACUUGUUGAAUUCAUGAAAUUUUGCCUUAAGGCACCAAUUGUAAACCUUUGAUUUUCUAAAAUAAAUUAAUUGAAAACA
Messenger RNA from Mirounga angustirostris (Northern elephant seal), 4611 nucleotides. It is a transcript of the gene TMX3, whose product is annotated as thioredoxin related transmembrane protein 3. The transcript has 16 exons. Gene Ontology annotation, biological process: peptidyl-cysteine oxidation. The record is from RefSeq and is a predicted model, not a curated record. Gene Ontology annotation, cellular component: endoplasmic reticulum; cell surface. Lineage: Eukaryota; Metazoa; Chordata; Mammalia; Carnivora; Phocidae. Gene Ontology annotation, molecular function: protein disulfide isomerase activity. The coding region runs from base 179 to 1540 and encodes 453 amino acids.